UCUCCUCCCUCCCACAUACAGUAUUGUAACAGGACAGGCAGGUGUUAUGGUAUCUACGAUAUGAUGCCGCCAAUGUAUCACUUGGACUAGUGUGGACCAAGCGAGCGACAGGAGUCAUGAAUCGGAUACACGAGUGGGGCUUCACGCCCAAGCAAAUGAGCCUGGAGGAGGACUUCUUCAUCGACUACGGCGAGGAGGAGGAAAUAGUCUCUUACCAAGACCCCGGUCAACUUGUGGCGGCUUUGAAACAAAAGGAGGAAGAGGUUAUUUUGGCAGCCCAGCUGGGGAACGCGUUGCUCCUGGAAAACCGUCAGCUAAAAGAACAGAGCGACAAACUCCAUGAGCAGUACGCCGAUAAGCUGGAGGAGCUGAAGCAGGGCAGGCACGAGCUACGCUUGAAGCUGGAGAGCUGCCAGUCCCAGUGGGAGAGUCAGGUGGGCUACCUGGAGAGGGAUGUGAGGGAGCUGAGCUCUCAGGUGCAGCACCUUGCUCAGGCCCUGUGCCAAGCCGAGAGGGACAAGACGCGAGCUCAGCUGGAGAACAGCGAGAGCACACAGAAACUGAAGGAGCAGCUAAACACUGCGAUGGAGGUGGAGAGGGUCAUGUCCAGUGAACUCCAGACGCUAAAACAGGACCUGCAACAAAAAGCAAACCACAGUCGGCCUCAGGAUGAGGAGUUGAUCAGCGCCAUGAAGGAGCAGGUUUUGCGUCUCACCCAGAGGGAACAGGCAUUGGAGGAACGUUUGGAGAACCUUUGUCAGGAGAACAGAGACCUGAGAGCCAACUUGGCCUCUUUAAACACACGUCUGGCCAUACACGACCAACUCAACCAGCAGCACAGCCAACAGUUAGUUGAAGCGCGACAGGAGGUGGAGCUGGCACGGGGCCGCUCACAGCAGCUUCAAACACAGGUGGAUGAGCUUAUGGAGGAGGUGACCCUCCAAGAAUCCAAGAACCUCGGAGAUGCUUCUCUCCUGUCAGAGUUAGACAUGGCUGACUUGGGCGUCAGUAAAGAAGAGCUCACAGAAGAACUUGGUUGCAUCCUGCAGAUACUACUGCCACUGACCCAGGAACAGAACAGUGCAGGCUGUUCUGAUGAUACGGCUCACGAGGAGAGCUUGAAUGUUGUUCUGCAACAGUUGAAGACUGCGGCUCAAUCUCUGGUACAGGCCUCUGGGGCACAGGCCUCCCAUCUGCGGCAGGAGAAUGCUGAAAUGAGACAAAGUCUGCAGAGCGUCCACGAGCAGACUGAAGUCAUCCGACAAGCCAUCAGAGACAGAGAUGAAGCCAUUGCCAAGAAAAAUCUGAUGGAGGCUGAGUUGGUCCGAAGUAAAAACGACAUGAUGUCUCUUAACAAUCAAUUAUUAGACGCUAUCCAGCGUAAACUGGAGCUUUCACAGGAACUGGAAGCCUGGCAGGACGACAUCCAGAUUGUCAUCAACCAGCAGCUGAGGUCCCAGCAGCAGUCAGAGCAACCACAGAAGAAGAUGCCCCCACAUGGCAUGUCCUUCUUUCGUAAGCCCAGCAAGACCGUUUUCCCUUGGAGCGUAGAUGCCAAUCAAGACAAGGUCCAGUCACCUUGGAGGGACUGGCUAAGACGAGGCAAAGGCCUAUCGUAUAGCAAAUAAGACUGUACCUAAUGGCUGCUCAGGACAAGCAGCGGAAAGUAAUGGAGGGAAUCGUGUGUGGUGCAAGGUAGCCAUAAAGACACUGAACAACAGAGCACACUUACACAAAGCUAGCCUUCUUACACUGUGACAAACCUGCAAUAUGUUUUUUUUUUUUAUUGGGUUUGGCUUAAGAUUGUAAAUAUUGUGUAUUCAUUUUGAAAUAUUGGUGAUUUUGGAAAAGUUUGAGGCAUUGUAUGAUGUGCGACAGAGGCAGCUGAGGUUUUGCUGACCUUAAUUAAAAAAAAAAACAGAUGGGAAAGGGACAAAAGAAUUAUUAUUUUCACUGUACUGUGGUUUGUUGUUUUUUUACACACAAGUUAAAUGUACACGUUACAUUGUCUUAUUAGUUUGUCAAGAAGCAAGGUGAGAGAUUCUGGAAACAUUUGGUACAGUGUUCCCUCGUUUAUCGCGGGGCAUAGGUUCCCAAAAUAGCCUGCAAUAAAUGAAACCCAUGAAGUAGCCAACUUAUUAAAUAUGUUUUAAGGCUGUAAAACCCCUCACCAUACACUUUAUACACUUUUCACUUUAUACACUUUUUUGUUUCUCAGACAGGCAAUAACAUUGUCUCACAUUUCUCUCUUGUUUAAGCCUUCUCAAAAAAGUCCAAACCUCCAUUUGGAUUUUAAUUCAUACUGUAAUAAACCAAUAAAGAAGUACAAAAAAAAAAUCAUCAAAUGUGCAAAAGGUGAACCGCGAUAGAGCAAGGGAACACUGUAUUGACAAAGCUCUUAUUUUUUGGACCAUUUUGUUUAUGUUGGUUCAUGUAAAAGAAAUACAACAAAAGUCAUCUACAGUGUAUCUAAUGGCAAAAUACACUAUAAGUACAUCUGGAAUGGUUCCUAAAUUUGAUGAAAUAUGGAUUAAACGUUUUGUGGUAUGUUUAAUGUGGUCGUAGUGACAUGAGAAUACACGUCUUGUUCAUCAUGUGGCAACUCUGCUCUUGCCUUACGGCAAAUAAUGAUAAUCAUCAUUGAAAUGUAGAUAUUUUAUAAUGUUUUAACCCCUAGUUUUAUAUUUAUCGUACUGACAUGAAUAUGAGAUUACACUGAAUAUGAGACGACCCCUGUUUUUCGAGAUAAAGACAAAAAAAAAAAUCAUUUGAAAACCUUGUUUUCGUUGUCAGUAAAAUAACUGGUAGAUUGCAAUAAACUG
This is a messenger RNA of Dunckerocampus dactyliophorus (ringed pipefish), 2822 nucleotides long. Its product is annotated as BICD family-like cargo adapter 1. Gene Ontology annotation, biological process: vesicle transport along microtubule; Golgi to secretory granule transport. The record is from RefSeq and is a predicted model, not a curated record. Lineage: Eukaryota; Metazoa; Chordata; Actinopteri; Syngnathiformes; Syngnathidae. The coding region runs from base 117 to 1628 and encodes 503 amino acids. The transcript is spliced from 9 exons.